GCAACAAGGAUGGUUAGUUUUGACCGUGCUUAUUUGUCCCAUAAAAUAUCGAUCCUAACUGGCAGUUAUUUGGGCUUUUAUGUUUGCCUACCCUUCGGUUUUGAACGGUGGUCAUUAAAUGAAGGGGUUCUGACCUGGGAGGGCCCAUGUAUUCCUUCAAUUGGUUGGGGAGCUGGGACAGUGUCUCUGGCGAUAAGGAGAAUAGGACGGAAUGUUGACCAGGGAGCACCGCCGCGGCCGUUCAGAGGAGCAGGAACCGGAGCCCGGGCUGAGUCCGAAAAAAGCCGGAUCCAGACGGUGGCUCUGGAACGGCUGGAAUUGGAAGAUGGAGGAGCCGGAAGAACCGGAGGACAGUGGGCAGUCGCUGCCUCCAGUAUACAUCUACAGUCCCGAGUAUGUCAGCAUGUGCGACUCCCUGGCCAAAGUCCCCAAACGGGCCAGUAUGGUACAUUCUUUGAUUGAAGCAUAUGCACUGCAUAAGCAAAUGAGGAUAGUUAAGCCCAAAGUAGCCUCCAUGGAGGAGAUGGCCACCUUCCACACUGAUGCCUAUCUGCAACAUCUCCAGAAGGUCAGCCAAGAAGGCGAUGACGAUCAUCCGGACUCUGUAGAAUACGGGCUAGGUUAUGACUGCCCAGCCACCGAAGGGAUAUUUGACUACGCAGCAGCUGUAGGAGGGGCUACAAUCACAGCUGCCCAAUGCCUGAUUGAUGGAAUGUGCAAAGUAGCAAUUAACUGGUCCGGAGGGUGGCAUCAUGCAAAGAACCACACUGGCCUUUCAGCUUCUCAAAUAGGCCAAGGAAGUUCUUUCCUGCCUCAGAGCUUUUGCAAUGCUGCUCUCUCUGCCUGGAAGACUUCUCCAUCUCAGUAUGGAGAUGAAGCAUCUGGUUUUUGUUAUCUCAAUGAUGCUGUCCUGGGAAUAUUACGAUUGCGACGGAAAUUUGACCGUAUUCUCUAUGUGGAUUUGGAUCUGCACCAUGGAGAUGGUGUAGAAGAUGCCUUCAGUUUCACCUCCAAAGUCAUGACAGUGUCCCUGCACAAAUUCUCUCCGGGAUUUUUCCCAGGAACAGGUGACGUGUCUGAUGUUGGCCUAGGAAAGGGACGGUACUACAGCGUAAAUGUGCCCAUUCAGGAUGGCAUACAGGAUGAGAAGUAUUACCACAUCUGUGAAAGUGUACUAAAGGAGGUAUACAUAGCCUUUAAUCCUAAAGCAGUGGUCUUACAGCUGGGAGCUGAUACAAUUGCUGGGGAUCCCAUGUGCUCCUUUAACAUGACUCCAGUGGGAAUUGGCAAAUGUCUUAAGUACAUCCUUCAGUGGCAAUUGGCAACGCUCAUUUUGGGAGGAGGAGGCUAUAACCUUGCCAACACAGCUCGAUGCUGGACAUACUUGACCGGGGUCAUCCUAGGGAAAACACUAUCCUCUGAGAUCCCAGAUCAUGAGAGACUGUGGGAAGGGGUCACCUGUUCACACAAAGAACUCUUUGGAAUACGUGCAUAUUUUCAUCCCUUAGUCUCAAAAAAGAAGGGGAAAUAUCUUAAAUGUAUAAACUGGAUUCUUGUCUAUCUUUAAAAAGUCCCAUAGGUGGUAUCUCACACCUAUGUUCUUUGGGGUCAGUCCUUGUCUUUUAGUUUCCUUUGACUAAUGUAAAACUUAAGAAACACAUAAUCACCACAAAGACAUGUCUGGUAUUUUUCCAGUGAUUAGUGGCACACAGAGGUUGGGGGAAGACCAUCUGAAAUGUAAAAUGUCAUUUGAACCUUUGCCAUUUUCUUUAGUCAUAUGAGAUAGGCUUUAACGCUUUCUGAAGCAAAGACGUCUAUUGUAGUUUUCCCAAAACAGGUUAACAGGAUACUGUCUUAGACCUGUGAGUGUACUGAUUAUCCCUUAUCUGAAGGUGUACCCCUUCUCUUCCUACCCAUUCCCACACCUGGCAGGAAGCAUGUUAUCAGAGAUCAAGAUGUCUAGUUGUAGGCCUUAGAUUAUGUGACUUAUAAUAAAGCCAAUGUAUGAACCAAUACCUGCAGCCCCACUUUCUCAAGCCAUUCUCAGGAGUAGAGAUGGUACUUUGGUUAUGUUUUGAUUUCUACCAGAUGCAGAAUCUGUACACUUGGUAACAUUAUUCUUUUUAAAGUUACUAAUUUUAAAAAAUUAGAAACAACUUAAACUAAUUUUCUCCAAUUUUCUUCUAACCACAAAUGAGGUAUAAUAUGUACCUCUGAAAAACCACUCAAUGUGUUUAGAAUACAAAUUGAAGGCAUGCUAUAAUUUGAGACAAUUUGCUAUUGUCAGGGUUAAUAGAAGUGUCUUUUCUUGACUUGACUUACUUUUGUUCAGUAUUUGGAAGGUUUAUGAAAUAUAAAGAUAAGCAAACAAAUUACAUUUGUGAACAAAUGUAAUUGCUGUUAUUGCUGUGGGACCAUCAGAUUGCAUUGUAAUUUAAAGCAUUGAGACUUUUAAAACUGAUCAAGUUAUGUCAAAAAGGAGUUUGAAACUAUAGGAGCUUGAAUUGAGAAUGAGUGUUCUGUUCCUAGGAAACAGUGCAAAUCCAUAGAUUCAUCUGUCUUAAAAGGUUGAUAAAAUUUUAAUAAAGAUGAAUAUUGCCUCUGGUA
Molecule: messenger RNA, 2607 nt
Organism: Suricata suricatta (meerkat)
Lineage: Eukaryota; Metazoa; Chordata; Mammalia; Carnivora; Herpestidae
Gene: HDAC8
Product: histone deacetylase 8
Exons: 11
Coding region: 212-1567 (451 amino acids)
Molecular function (GO): histone deacetylase activity
Source: RefSeq, a predicted model, not a curated record